This is a messenger RNA of Paramecium primaurelia, 1614 nucleotides long. NCBI's taxonomy places the organism in Eukaryota, Ciliophora, Oligohymenophorea, Peniculida, Parameciidae. The record is from the annotation of a GenBank genome assembly.
AUGUUUCAAAAGGAUAGUUUAUAAGAUCGUUUAAAAUGCAAGAUAGAAUUUACUUAAGAUGAAGAAAAAGUAGAAAUAAUUAGUCUGAAAAGUAGUAUUGAUGAUACCAUAAGAUUCGAGGAUAAAUAUGAAUAAUAAGAAAUUUUGGGUAUUGAAUAUGAAAAUUUUUAGGAUAGGGAGCACAUGCAAUAGUUAAACUGGCUAAAAGAAAGGGAACAAAUGAUAUAUUUGCAGUCAAAAUUAUGAGAAUGAACAAUGAAGAAGUUUAUAAUAAUGUAAAAAGAACAUUUUUUAAUUCACGUUGUUUAAGACAUUAAAAUAUAAUAUAAGAAUACGAACUUUAUAUUAAUGAAAAAUAUUAUACUGCUAAUGUGGUAAUGGAAUAUUGUCCAUAUCCAUCAUUAGAGUAAAUCUUAAAAGAUAGAAGUAUCUUAAAAGAAGAAGAGGUGAGAAAAAUCAUUAAACAAUUACUCAUGGCAGUAGGACAUAUACAUAGCAAAGGGAUAUGUCAUAGAGAUAUCAAACCAGAUAAUAUUUUAGUAAACAUAAUGGGGAAUUGUGAAUUAAAAUUGCUAGAUUUUGGAGUUUCUAGUAGAUUUAUAUGGAAGAAUCAAACUUAUUAAAUGAUGACUAAAACAGGAAAUAUAUAUUAUUGUGCUCCAGAGAUAUAUCAUUAAAGCAACUAUUCCAAAGAGAUUGAUUUAUGGAGUAUUGGAGUUAUAAUGUUCUAAUGUUUAACAGGAGAACUACCUUUAUAGAAUGAAAAUAUGAGGGAUCAUAUAGAAUUAUUAGGUAAACCUGAAAUGUGGAAUUUUAAGAAUAAAAUAAAAGGAUAAUCUUUAAAUGCUUAAAACAUGAUAUCAAGUCUACUUUUAAAUGACCCAAACAAAAGGAUUGGAUAUUUGGAUGCUUUAAAUCAUCCAUUUAUAGAAAAAAAUUAGACUUAUACUACGUUAUAAUCAAUAUAAAUGAUUGAUGAUGAAGAAGAAGACCAUGCUAGUUGUGAUGAGAUAUUUUUGAAAAAAUGCCAAUCUUUCUAACCAAGUUCUUCUGUAAAUUAACAGAGUAAUAUUCAUCGAGCAUUAAACACACUUCCUUUAGAUUAAGAAUAUUAAUAGAUUGUUCUUGAAGAUUUAAUGUUAGAACUUGAAAACGUUCAUAUAAUUUAGAAGAGAAAUAGUGAUAAAUUUACAGGAUUUAUUUAAUUUGUAAAUUCACUUGGAAACAGUUAAGGAGUUACAAUUAGUAAAUAUAUUGAAGUAAACACAAUUAAUUAAUGCAGUCUUGGAAUUGGUUCUACUUAAAGUAUAGGUAUUAUUCAAAUUUAUAAAUUUUAUAGAAUCCUCUGAUCAUCAUAUAUAAGAUUAUUUUGAAGAGUUGGAUGACAUACAAUAAAGUGAUGAUUUUUAGAAUGAUAUCAAAGAAAAUCAUUUUUAAGAAAAUGUUUACACUUAAAACUCAUUUAUUAAUUAAGUGAGAACAAAUAAUGAAAAAAGUCAAGAGGUUGACUAUUAAUAAAAUAUUGGAUAAAAUAAUAAAAUUAAUUCUAUUAUUUCAACACUUGAUGUUUUGGGCAUGAAUUAAUUUGAUGAAACUAUCGAAGAUUAAGAUUGA